Anolis carolinensis (green anole) is the source of this 3487-nucleotide messenger RNA. RefSeq names its product cytoglobin (gene cygb). Gene Ontology annotation, molecular function: iron ion binding; oxygen binding; oxidoreductase activity. The transcript has 4 exons. The record is from RefSeq and is a predicted model, not a curated record. Bases 419 to 1009 code for a protein of 196 amino acids. NCBI's taxonomy places the organism in Eukaryota, Metazoa, Chordata, Lepidosauria, Squamata, Anolidae. Gene Ontology annotation, biological process: oxygen transport.
AAGAGGCCGGUCUUGCAAUGCCUUUGAAUAAUUUACUUUUUGCCAGUUCCCCUUCAGAGUCAUACAAACAGGCAUGCUGAGCUGAAGGGAGCCACAACAGCCAUGGGCUGCACUGGGAGAUCUGAAAUCUGAUCACAUACAAUCUCCCUUUCCCUCUCUCUCCUUCUCUCUCUGAUUAUCUCUGUUGCAUACCUCUGUCUGUCUAUAUAGACAGACACACACAAACACAGAGAGGGAGGCAAGAACAGUAUCAGCCAAACAUCACCACCAAACAGAACACCUUAUCUCUUCUGGCUCGAUACACACAUACACGCACGCACACAGAGACACACACACACAGAGACUCACACGCAGAGGCAGGCAUACAAAAAUCUCUUUCUCUCCUGGCUUCCCCAGAAGAUUCUGCUGGCUGUUUUUCAUGGAGAAAGUCCAAGGAGAAAUGGAGAUUGAGAGAUGGGAAAGAAACGAAGAGAUGUCAGAUGCAGAGAAAAAGAUGAUCCAGGAGACAUGGAACACAGUGUACGCGAAGUGCGAGGACGUUGGGGUCUCUCUACUGAUCAGGUUUUUUGUCAACUUCCCAUCUGCCAAGCAUUACUUCAGCCAAUUCAAGCACAUGGAGGACCCACUAGAGAUGGAAAGGAGUCAGCAGCUGCGUAAACACGCCAGGCGGGUGAUGGGAGCUAUUAACAGUGUGGUGGAGAAUAUCUAUGAUUCAGAAAAAGUCGCCUCUGUUCUAGCAUUGGUGGGCAAGGCACACGCUGUCAAACACAAAGUUGAACCCGUCUAUUUCCAGAUUCUCCUUGGCGUUCUGCUUGAAGUGCUUGCAGAAGAAUAUACCAAUGAGUUCAGUCCUCCAGAGGUCCAGAGAGCCUGGGCAAAGAUGAAGAGCCUCAUCUGCACUCACGUGACGGCAGCGUACAAGGAGGUGGGCUGGGUGCAGUAUCCAAACUCCACCAUGAACCCCCAGGGGACGGCGGUGGCAGCAGCAGCCGGAGCAGCAGCAAAGUGACAGAGCCCUUCCCACAGACCUGAAACGCUGUUUCUCAAAGAGGAAUAAACUGGCACCAGAACAAGAUAGCACCCAAGAGAACUACAUCUGUCUCCUUUAAUUAUCCCGUGUACAUAUUAGUGAGUGGAAGUGCUUUAUUGUUUCUAUAGCUAAGGCCAGCAAAGCUAUAGAACACCAGGUGUGCAUAAGCACUCUCCCCGAAGUAUAGGCAGGCAAAUUUAAAUCACGUACACUGUGACGGGGGGAGGGAAUGUCUUUAAUUUCCCCAGGGGGAAAAAGUUAAACCAAUCACGACUGUUAUAGUUCAUACACAUGUAUAGCUCUGGGGACUUACAGUGUUUGUUUGCCUUGCAGAGGACAUUCCAUCAAAUGACGCUGAGUUUGUUUGUUUCCAUCUUUUAUACUAAAGUGACAACAGAAAGCUCUAGUAUUUGAACUCUGCAAGUACUUUUGUGCCCAUAUACCACUUAUGCGUAACUUUGUGCCCUUGUUUCAUUCAAAACACUAGUGAUGUGUGUGCAUAAGUGCUUGCAGGAUCUAGGUCCAGAAUUGUAUCCGCAUGAUCCAUUCACAUCCUUUCAGGAUACAUCUGAUCACAGUAAACUUAGCCUAGAUUUUGAAAUCUUAACUAUGGGUCUGGUUCUAUUCUUGUCCAUCAUUUCCGCUUUUCUCUGCUGUUAACUCCUUUAGCCUGGAGUUUCUCUGGAAUUAUAUCAACAGUGUUUCCAAUUCUCACUGUUUUGUCGUGAGUCUUGUAUUACAAUCUAGUGUUUCCUCCCCUUUACCAAUCCAACUCCAGGAGUCAUGAGAUUACAGGAGAGCCUUUCAAGGAGAUUUAGCCAAAGCCUGAAUAUGUAAAGCAAGUGCAACCAAAAAAACCAAAACAAAUGAUGUAUCGAAAGAAUAUAUCAUCAGUAUGUGCAUUUCUGGACAUCUACUGAUGCCUAAGAUAUUAUACUCGUGGAUAUGUGGGUGUGUGGGUACAGUUGAAGCAUGAGUUUUAGCUCGUUCUAAAGCUUGGCUUUAAGGCCCACUGAGUUCCAUAGGGCUUCCUUAUAAAAUAAGUGUGUAUGAAUGAGUCUUUGUUAUACAUUCAGGUUAUGAUCCCUAUUGGCAGUUAUAACUGAGUAAUUCUCAACAAACAAAACCACAGAAUUGUUAGCUACCACAUCUUUAAUAGGCACUUGAUCUGAAGGAAAAAAUAUGAAGUUUUUUUUUAAGGGACAGAAAUAAGCAUUGUUGUUCCAAAUGACUGGCUGGAUCCACACUGCCAUAUAAUGCAGUCAGAAUCCACAUUACAUGGUCAUUGUGGACCCAUAUAAUGAAGUUUAACGGCAUUGAAUUGCAUUUUAUGAGUCUACACACUGACCAUGUAAUGUAGGUUCAGAUUGCAUUAUAUGACAUUGUAGAUCCAGCUUGGGAAAUUGCUGCCUCUGAAGGCACAAGAAUAGGGAUAGUUUUUAAAAAUAUGGUGGAGUUUUGUUUUUGUUUUUUUUUUAAAAAAAUCUUUAUCAAAUGUACAUCAAUCAGCUGAAAAAAAUGUGUAUUUGCAUGGCACUUUCAAAAAAUUUAAAAUAGCAUUAUUCAAAACCUGUGAACUUAGAGGUUGAGAGCUGAAAGAGAUCUAGUAUUAAAUGAUAACCAUAUACCAUAAUCUCAAAGUGCUUUAAAAUUCAUUUUCAAAGCAGAAGAAAACAUUAUUUUUGGAAGAGAAAUUACACACAGAAUAACUGAGUAGCCUUUGAAGCAAUACUUUGGAAUUCAACUUUCCAGUCCCUGUGAGUUUCAGUUCAUAACAAUUCCUCUUGGCUGCUCUCACUUUUUUAAUGAUUGUGGGAAAGGCCUGACUGUUAUAUUUCAUUUAUAUUUCAUACGUAGAAUCAACUCUCUCUUGCUCGCUUUGUUUUUCUCUCUCAAUAACUAAAUUGAUUUUAUUAUAAAUGAGGAACAGACACGCAUAAAAGAAAAACAAAUAUACUGCACUGUACGUGCAUUAUUUCUCUGUGGAAAGCCACAGAUGGGAAAUUAAAAACAGUGGAAGGAAGCAGAGUUUGUACCACCAGAGCGUAGAAUUGAGUGGUUAGCAGAAGAUGCCGCUCUUUCCUGACUCCCAUCCAUUUAACUCCAUUCUUCCCAAGCCUGUUUUAAAUGGUAAGGGUCCCUUGGGGCAGGAAGCUGUUCAUUAUUUGGAUUGUCUGUUAAUAGCCAUGCACAAAAAAAUGGCACUGUGUAAAAAAUAAAUAUUAAUACAUAUUAUUUACCUGUGUAUUUUAUAAAAUAGGCUUUUGGUGCUAUGAAAAGUGAUUUGUGAAUGUUUCUUCCUAAUCAUACUAAAUCCUCUUGUUUACUCUCCAACGUACUGGCUGAUCCCUAUUGUAAUUCUCCUCUGUAUUAUUUGUAUGACUUAUGUAUGCUGUCAAUAUGCUGUCUUGUGGUUUUCUUUAAUCUUUAUACAUCUGUUCCUUGUUAUGAGUGUCA